This is a messenger RNA of Anas platyrhynchos (mallard), 11350 nucleotides long. The record is from RefSeq and is a predicted model, not a curated record. Lineage: Eukaryota; Metazoa; Chordata; Aves; Anseriformes; Anatidae.
CACAGAGGGGAGAUAGGAUAGGAUUGGAGGAGCGAUAGGAGGAAUGUUCCACAGGCUAUCAAUUUUAUAUAAAGAGUGAUUUUUAAAGGUGCAUGCAUAAAUUUUGCAUGCCUGCGUAUGCUCAAUGCAAAUUGUCUUCUGCAUGCACAGAACAGCACAAUGUCAUUUUCAGAUGAAGACAGACUCCAUUUGUGACAUUUUAGUUAUCCAAAAAGCCAAUUUUCCUUUUCCAAAACAACUUUGUCAGAAUAUUUUUGUUCAGUGGUAAUAUUCUUAUGUCCCUCAGGCAGCUCUGUGUGUGUGUGUUUAUGUGUAGAUCUGGAUACACACAAUCCACAUGAAGGAGCAUGCAUUGUGUUGCAGAACUUCUUGACAUAUGCAGCAUUUGACUUCUUAGCUUCUCCAGGGUUUGUUAAUCCAGCCCUCCCCUUACUUGUUCUCAUGUCUCACUUUUCAAUAGGUCCAGGCAGUUAUCUGACUCCAUUUUGAGUGAAACUGGCAUAAAAAUAAAUAAAUAAAUAAAUGUGGCUUUAUCUUCUUUGCAAAUGUUGUGCUUUUACUCAAAAUGCCAUGGUUUGAGGUCCAAUAUAAACAUAAAUCAUUUGUGCCUAAAGACCAUCUUCUUUUAUGCCCCCUGAGAAUAAGACAAAAAGGUUUGAAAUCCCUAGAAAGUGGUGAAUUCCCAGUAGGACACCCAGAAAUGGAACACAAAAUGACUUCGGGGACUGAAGGAAUCCCCAAAUGUCUCCCAGUCCAACCUUACAGCUGCAGAAAUAUUUAAAUAACUAAAACAUGCUUCCAACAGGUAAAAGAUGAAAACUGUUGUUCCAGUAAAGGCUGAGGCUGAUGUGGUUUUGGCAUGGCCUAUCUGUAUUUACUACUUGGUAUUUCUGUCUUGGUUGGAAAGUUUAACAUGAGAAAACACCUGUGGGAAGGGGAACCUGGAACGGGCUGGAGAUGGGUGAGGAGCAAUGCUCCAUGCCAGGCACAUAAAAUUUGGGCAAGGCAACAGGUUGGUGCUCCAUAAUGGGGAGGGGUGGAGGAUGAGGAGAGCAGAUAGUUCCCCUCCUGAAAGCUCUGGGACAGCCUGCUGCUGAGCAUGGGUUGGUGGAGAUGUUUGUGGAGGUGACCUUGAGAACUACCAGCUGCUGGCACAGCCUGGCCACUGGGAGCCACCACGGGCCAGCAUCUCCUCUGCAGUUAUGCUUUGAAUCCCAAACAAAGCGAGCAGGCUACCUGCCCCAUAUACGCCUCAGAUCAGCCCUGUGCAAUCCAAACAAAACACAUUUUCCCCAAGAGCCUGGGGGCUUGGAGCCUCAGCACCUGCCCCGAGGGGACAUCUCCACCUGUAGCCCACCUCCCUCCAUGGGUGAUGCCCUCUCAUGGCGUUACCAUCACACGGCGGUCCCCACCCCUGCCCCGGGGUCUGGCACGAGAAAGAGCAUCUGUGUCCCUUUAACUUCCCUCCGAGCCGCGAUGCCUGUGUUCUCCCCUCCUCUGGGACUGUGCACGCUGUUGCUGCUCCGGCUGCCGGCAGCCAGCGAGGAGAAUUUCUGCUGCCGGUGAGCGACCGGCUGGUCCGGGGCUGGCACCCUCCCAGAGAGCAGGAGAAAAGGAAAAGGCAGACAGAAAUAGAAGGCAAGAGACAACAGCUUGAGGACCAGAUACUUCAACUGCAGCAUUUCAAGUCAAAAGCACUUCGGGAAAAAUGGCUGCUGCAGGGAAUUCCUGCUGGCUCUGCAGAAGAGGAAGAAGCCAGAAGGAGGCAGUCAGAAGAGGAUGAGCUGAAGGUGAAAAAGCUGGAAGAAAAUAUACACAGGCUGGAACAAGAAAUACAGAAAUUAGAAAGUGAGGAAUCCCAAAUAUCUGCCAAAGAACAAAUCAUUUUGGAGAAGCUAAAGGAGACUGAGAAAUCCUUUGACAACUUGCAAAAGACUUUUGCACACCAGGAUGGUGAUGCAGUAAAUUACAUUUACUCCCAGAUCCCUGAACUCCCAACCCUCUAUUCACGAACAGCAGAGCCAGUUCCUGGGCGGGACGGAGCAAGCAGAGUAGCUGCUUUGUGCACCAUGGAAAUUAAUGUGGAGAAAGACAAACAGACAGGAGAGACCAAGAUUGUCUCUGCUUCACCUAUUGGCCCAGAUGAGGCCCAUCAAAGAGGAUUCAAAGUCUAUGAUGAUGGUACCAAGGUAGUCUAUGAGGUUCACUCUGGUGGCACAGUGGUAGAAAAUGGAGUACAUAAAUUAAGCUCAAAGGACGUAGAUGAACUUAUGCAAAAAGCUGGACAAUCAAGUGUAAAAGGAGGGUUUGAAACAAUGACUGUGUCAGACAGAAAUGCAGUAGCCGAUGGAAACCUUAGCCAAAUGAAGGAGCAAAUGCUCUUCAAGGAGGCAAAGCUGGAAAUGGUACACAAACCCAGCAAAGGGCAUGCUGUGAACCCUCAGCCCCAAGACAAACCCUGUGGUGGCGACAUUCCAGAGGCCAGCGCGGAUCAGCCAGUGACAAUGAUAUUUAUGGGCUACCAGAACAUCGACGACGAAGAGGAAACGAAGAAAGUGCUGGGCUAUGAUGAAACCAUCAAAGCAGAGCUAGUCCUGAUUGACGAAGACGACGAGAAGUCAUUGCGUGAGAAGACGGUGACGGACGUCUCCACCAUGGAUGGAAAUGCUGCUGAGCUGGUCUCUGGCAGGCCCCUGUCAGACACGACAGAGCCCUCCUCUCCCGAGGGGAAGGAAGAGAGCCUGCCCUUGGAAGCUGCCCCAGGUACACAAAAGAAAAAGCGCUGUCAAUGCUGUAUUGUCAUGUGAACACCUCCUCCUUCCCUGCUCCAGGCAGCUCCUGCUCCGUCACUUACCUAGACCUCAAUGUACUUCUAGCUGCAAUACUGUGAACUGGAAGUGAAUGCCUCCAUUGCCUUGCAGUUGGGUUGCUUUGAUUUCUAGUUCUUCAGGAAGAGGAACACAUGGUUAUUUUCCCAUCAGACGUACUCUUUCGGGUUUGGGGAGAGGUUGGGGAUUAUAUUUUAUUUUAUUUUUUCCUUAAUAUUGCAGAGUGAGAGAUAAAUGGGAAACGGAAAAAAAUGUUUUCAUAUUUAUUUGAUUUUUAUAUAUAUAUUAUAUAUAUAUAAUGAAAACAAUUUUUACAUUUUCUUUAGAUAUCUGGCAGGCUCAAUCAGACUCCUAGGAUUUUUGGGGAGUUUGAAUUUCACAGCAGCCCGAUAUGAGAGCCUUAAAAAAAAAUAUUGUUUCUCUUUUUUAAGAUAAAAUUCACACUUAAACAUUAUUUUAUAGAUCCUAUUUUUUAUUUCUCAGGGGAAGGCUUAGAUCAUUUUACUGUUUUAAUUUGCUAAAACUCAGAUAAGUCCUUCCUGAAAAGUUUUCGUAGUUUCAUUUUAUAGCAACUUUUUAGUUUAGUUUGCGGUGUCAAAAAAAUCCAUCAGCCAUUUCUGCUUAUUGGUGAUACCAAAAGUGGAUUUUAAUUAUUCUUUCUAGAAAAUGUAUGAAUGAUGAUUUUGCCUUAUAUAAAUCUUCCAGAUUACAGUAUUGUAUGUGUACUUCAUCUCCCUAAAUUACAGUUGAAAUUAACUUGACAUGAAAAAGAUGCAGCUGUCACACCAACAGAAAUGGAGUCACUGAUCUAAUUACUUGCCUUUCAGUAACUCUGCCAAUGUUUAUACAUGAAGUUUUCCUGCUGAACUCCAGUAGAUGAGAGAUAUUGCUUACUAUUUCCGUAGAAUAAAAAUGAUCUUCUCUUGCAGUCUGACCUUGUUCCCACUGAAUUCAGUGAUGAAAUUCUCAGUGCUGGAAAUGGGGGCAGGGCCAGAUUUUUUUUUGCAGUUCUUAGGAAAAUAUUAUUUCUCAGAGAGUGUACCUCCAGUGCACUGAAGCACUGACAGGUAAUGGGUCUGAUCCUGCUGUGCUUACCCAGGCAAAACUCCCAUGGACGCCCACUGGAGUUUUGUUUAAGCAGCUGUUCCAGGAGAAGACCCUAUAGCCUCACGGUUAACAUGCAAACUGCUGGUGGUUUUGGAUGCUUCGUUUCCCAGUGUGGGACACCUCAGACAGGCCUGAUUUCCAGCAAAAUUUCCUUCAUCUGCCCUCUGAAAAUCAGGCCUUUUAAAAACAACUCAAAGUGAAAAUGUAAAAAGGCGAAGGCAUCCAAAAUCUGUAGAUAUUUCUUUAUUUCUUGGUCCUUCGAUUCUUCUAACUACAAUGAAAAAGCAGACAGCUUUUUCAUGGCAAGAUAUUAUGAGCCUGAUUCUUGUCUCACGUCGGUUUUGCUUAAGUGCAUCUCCACUCACUCUGGAAUUAGUAUGGAUUUGUAACUAGAGAAGUGAGAUUAAAAAUCAGGAUUUGUAUUUUCUGGUAGUGUUAAAAAUACUGAGGAUUAUUUUGAAGUGUAUUUGAAACUAUCAGACUUUAAAAAUUAAUAGCAGCAACUGAAAAAAAAAAAUGCAUAAGAAAAAAAAAAAAAAACAAAAAAAAAAAAAGAAAGAGAAAAAGAAAAAAAGAAAGAGAGAAAGAAAGAAAGAAAACAACAAAAAGCCUCUUUUCAUUCUGAGGUGGUUUCCACAAUAUUUCUGUUCUUUCUUGGAUGGUGCUUUUACUGCAUUAACUGUUAGUUCAGAGCAUCUGAUUAAACAGAGUUCUUGCUCUGUACUCUUUUCUUUCUGUGCCAGUAAAAAAGACACUUGCUCAUGAAAGUGGUAAUAUGAGGCACACUAAAAACAGACACAAAAAAAUGCAAAAAGUAGUUCUGAGUUAGAUCACUUUGCUGUCAAUAUGGAGCUGGUCGACAUAACUUUACACCACUGCUCAGGUGACAGAAAAUAAUAAUAAUAAAGGAACUGGCAAUUAGAGAAAGACCGCCACAUCCAUAUGACACCUGCAGAAAUUAUGCUGGCUUCUGUAUCUGCUGCAGUGGCCUGGUUUCAUGCAUAAUGGACUUCUGCAUGUUCCCUCAGCCUCCAGUGGGGCUUUUGGAUGACAGGAGGGCCAAACUCACCAACAUAAACUCUGCAAAUCAUCACUUGACUCAGGCUUAUGUGGUUAACAGUUUUAUCACAGAGGGGAAUGGCUGCAAGGUCCUAUGUUGUCACAGUUAUGUCUGGUGGCUGUUUGUUGGAAGCUAUAUUGGAAAUGAGCAGCCUCUAUUUCAGUUAUUUUUUUUGGUGUGAGUGUUUUUUUGGUUCGUUUUGUUUUCCAGAAAUGCUAAAUAUUUACAAAUCUCAACAUUUCUUAAACCAAGGCCAUGAGCUUUCAACACUGAUGUGCUCAGCUUGGCCUCAUGAGGUUGCCCUCAUGCUCAGCAUGCCAAGGUGUGGGGAGGUGACCCCUGGGGUCUGAGCUCUCCUGGCUCAUCACAUCACCACUCAUUAUCUUGGCUGUGGUAGCCCAGACCCUGGCACCAUCACCAACACCAUUUCAGGGCUUUUUGUGCAUUUCCAAGAAGCUAGGCGAUGCCACCACCACUCAGCUGAGGAGCACUUAACCCACACAGCUGUAGUCACCUCUCCAUAGUCUCAUUCACUCCAGACGCUGUGUGAUGGAGAGAUAGCUGAGGCUUUGACAGGGCAUGUUUAAGACUCCAAAGCACUGCAAGAACUUUGUGACACAAACAGGUGGGACAGUAAAACCAUUUCCACCUUGUUCCUGCACCAUGAAAGCCACUGUAUCUGGGCUUUGCCCACUCAGCAGCCAGCAGGCAGCCCACAGGCAUAUUUUGCAAUAGUUCUCUCACUCUGGGGCCUCCUCACCUCACCUCACCUGAAAAACACAUCUUCUGCUUCCCCUCUCCUGAUCCGGCCAGUCCUUCCUUCUCUGUGUGUGAUCCUGCCUUCAUGGCUUCCCUGGCCUCCCCAUCUCUUCAUAGCCCAAUAUUUUUCCCCUACCACUCCUUGCCCUACGGACAUGUUUCCCAAAGCCCUCUGCUUGGUACACUUGGAGUGUCAUCUUGACUCUGGACAUUCUCUGGUACUACUCCUAAUCCAGUCUGUCCAUAUGUCUCUUCACCAACGUUCUCCCGUCAGAUAAUCUUCUGGCUUACCACAGGCUCAGCAUUUUGGGGAUGACUCCCUUAGUGGCCAGCUUUGGGAGAUGUUUGCUGAGACUGGGGCCAGAGUGUGUCUGAGACCACUGCACCGUUUGAGGCACAACGUGGUGGGGAGCCGGUGGCAUGUAAGAGUUCAGAAGUGGCCCUUCAGUGGUUAGAAGUAGAGCACAAGCCUUAAACCUUAAACCUGCCAAAUACCUACUGCUCAGUACUUGUAGCUAACAUUGAGUGCCUAGGAAGGCCAUUGUUUUUUUAUGUGUUCAUAUGAACUCCAUGGUUAACAGGCCCUGAUAGAUCCAAAAAAAAAAAAAAAAAAGGCAAAAAAUAACUAAAAAAAAAAACAAAAAAACCCUAAAGGUGUCUGCAAAGGGUUUGUCUUUAUUGGUCAAAGGUACAAAGGUAGUUCCAUGUCUAAGGUCAGGAAAAACACAAAACAAAAGCUAAUCAGUCUGAACUCAGAGGGCUUUAGCUACUUUGCCUGAAACAUGCUUAUUCCAAUCAUUCUCCUCCACAAGUGCAACAGCCUUGCCUGGACAUUGGCUUGUCUGUAUUAGCCACUAACUAGACUGCAGCAAGUUGCAUAGGAAUUAAAAUGUGUUAGCACAGGCUGAUGAAUGUAAACUGCUUUCCAGGGCUUCUCUGGGCUUUGGAAGGGGUAAGUUUUCCCUUUGCCCUCAGAUAGGAAGCUGCCUGUGGAAAUAAAUGCACAAUCAGACACAAAGGAAAAGGUCUGCUCUACAGUCAAGCAGAGAGAGAUUUUGUAAGGAUCACUAUGGGAGUUUUUUGGUUUUUGGUUGUUUUUUUUUUGAGAAAACUCCCUGUCUGUUUAACUUAUGUCAUCACAUGUAUAUUUUCAAUUUCAGAAUGAGGGGAUACAAAAAAGUAGAGUCAGAAACUGGUUCAGUGAUAACAUUUUUGCCACAACAAACUGCUCGCCUUAACUUUUGUAAGAAAACAAGAAAACUCUUUUCAGUGUAUCUUUUCCUAGACUGGGAAAAAGUAACCUAUGAAAUUUUUUUAUAUUUUGUAUUUUCUAAGUUUUUAUGAACCCACUUUCCAUCUUUCUAUGUUGUCCCUCAUUUACAUUUAGGGACUGUUUCUUUUGCAAACCACUGCAUUUAACUUUUUUUUUUCUUUUUUUUUUUUUAACAGAAAAAUACAAAUCAGAAAACACAGCAUUAUGAUUAGUGGCUAGGCAAUCUCUUUCAAUUACAAUAAUAUCAAUACAGAAAGAAAAGAAUUACAGGGUUAUUUUCUUUUUUUAUUUUCCUGUGGCUGAUGUACUGUAUGGUAUAUGUUUACAGAACUCCUCUGGUCUGCCUUUGUGAUGUUAUCUAAAUGAAUGACAAGUAGGUAUGAUGUGCCAUUUGACAGUUUGCCUUAGCACUUUUGGGUUUCCUUCUUUUUGUAUUUUUCUUUCCUUUUUUAUUUUUUUUAAUUUUUUUUUUCCAAAUAGUGCAGGCUGUAUUCCAAAGCUGUAUAAACACAACAUUAUCUUUCAAUCCCCAUCAAGAGAUGUGUGCACAAGCCCUUCUCCAUGGAGCAUACCUCUACUGGUGCAAUAAAAGACCUCAGUCCUGGAAACAAAAUGCAUAUGCCUAAUUCUACUGUGUGUAGACCUAUUUAAGUCAACAGGACUAUUCGCAGGAGGAAUGUGUGUAGGUGUCUGCAAGAUCAGGGCAUGAAUGAUUAACACAGAGUGUAGUUUGGGUGUUAUUUGUGUACCUGUACCAAUUUUAUGCACUGCUGAGUUUGCCCACGGUGGUCUAAACCUAGAGGCCAACUCUUGAGUAUUGCUACUUCUGCUAAGAAAAACAUGAAAUAAAACGGUUCUGAGCAUCUGGUAGGAUCAGGUCCUGAGUCAGUAUUGCUACCAUGGUAGUAGUAUUCAUGAGAAAAUAUUAAGUAGGACUUCCUUGACAGCUAUUAUAUCAGUCCCCAGACAUUCUAAAUUCACUACCAGUUCUUCAUGCUUAAAAUUAGAAAUACAACAACUUAAUGGGAGCAGAAAGAUAGCAUACAGAGUUGCUAGAGAAAUAAAAUGUAUUCUACCUUUUGAUUUAGUCCAAAAUCCAAAUGGCAUACUUGGAAAGUAAGUGGGGAUAUAAUAGAAUAUGUAGUAUUUUACAUUUGUGUAUUUUUUUAAGGAAUAAAUAUUUUUGUAAUGAGAUACAAAUCCUAAAUCGGGAUUUGAGUUUCUGAAUAUCAUCCUACCAGUGACAUUGAGCCUUUGAACUUUUUCAUACGUUGAUGACAAUGCCCAGCUUCUUGGGAUCUUUUGUAGACCUAACCACAUUUUUCUCCAGAAAGUAGGAUCACAACACUUUUUAAAGAGUAACAUUACAAGAGUAGAAUCCAAUAUACCUGCUAUGAACACAGCUAAAGAAAUAAAUUUAUUAAAAAAUAAAUAAAUAAAAAAUAAAAAAUAAAAAAUGUACCUAUGCUUUCUAUAGCUAGACAAAUAAGUUUAUCUAGAAUGCUAUAGUAGCAGGUGAUAACUACCUACAUUCAAUAGAGAGGUAUGGCUAAAAGGGAGAAUUAUAUUUUUUUUUCAUUUUGUCAUAAUUUAUCCAACAUGAGAUUUCAAAAUACAAGAGAUAGUGCCACUGGAAAGAGUAACAAAAUAAUUUAGACAACAUAGUGGAUAUUCCCAUGGGCUGAAAUGUGGCAUCUUAUUUUUUUAAACUCAGUUUCAACCAGUUUUCUCUGUCUGUUAGAAAGUUCAGGAUUUGCUCAGAUUAUGUUUCAUGAGCCUUCUGGGCAGCAAGAGUAAACUUUAGUUCUGAGCUUAAUCGGAGAUUGCAGGCUAUGACAGCAUCCAGCAAAAAGGCGGACUGUAAUUUUUGUAUGUAAACAAAUAAAUUGUAUAAAAUGGCUGAAUUUAUUAUGUUUAGAAUAUGAAUGGAUUGUCAUUUAGUCCAAAAAGAAUAUAAAUUCAACUUGUAAUAUAAACAUAUAGUAAUAACUUAGCUUGUAAAUAGUGACAAGGGUGCAUGAAGUUCUUAAAAACAUCCCACUUUUGUCUAAAAUCAAAAGCAUUACAAAACUGAGCUUUUUUCCUCAUGGGUUCAAAAAGUCUUGCAAAAUAUAUAAAGUUUUUUCCUGUGGUAGUUCAAGUUAGCCUGCACAAUGAAGUAAGACUAGGCUACUUUUCUUAAGGACAAAUUUUUGAAAAAUUCUGAUCCUUUCCCCCCAGGUUGCAAAAACUUCUCUUAUCUGGGGCUUUUUUUGUAGUUAUUGUAUUGAAAACCUUCCUCUAAUUUUUUCCCACAUUUUUCUCAAAGAAUAUUUAGAUUUUUUAAAGGCUUAAACUACCUUAGAAAUAGAAAAAUCAAUCAAUCAAUCAAUCAAUAGUUAAAUAGAAUGACCUAAGUAACUCAAGUCCACCAGUUUGCAUGUAUUUGUACAUUCAUAACUUACAUUGUAAGUUACUGACUUAGACCUGAUCUCGAAUACCUUUUCAGUAGGUCCAGUAAACCUAAAGACUUGCCCAUGAACAUAAAAUAAGUCACCCAAGCUGCCCUGUUUAAUUUAAUAGGAUGACCCAGAUAAGUGAAAUUUAAGCACAUGAACAAAUGCUUAUAGGGUCUUGUCUUUAAAUGAUAUUGCUACAAGCAAGACUUAAUGCUGCUUUAACUGUGUCUUCUCAUUCCUUAAAUUAGAUAGAUUUAUUUAUUUUUUUUUAAAUGGUGUUGUGAAACUGGUGCACUUUUCUGCAGAGAGGAGUUUAGGACAUGAUCUCCUGGCUGACUGUGCUUGAAAGUGGAUGAAUGUCCUCUGGGCACUCGCAAAACCCCCAGUGCCCUGCAGAGGGUGGGGGUGAAUUUCAAAUUACAAAAUAACACAAUGUAAAAGAAGCAGUGUGAGUUUUUCUUCCAAAAUUUCCCCUUUGCACUCCUCUACUCCAGACUCUGCCUGUCCCCUGUCUCUGUACUUGCUCUCAUUCUGGACACCAUUGCUCAGUUGCUCCUUUUUUUUCCCCUCUCUGUGCUUCACUUUUUGUGGUCUCCAAUAAGCAAAAACAGGGGGAAGAAAAGAGAGACUUGAGUUUUAACCAAGCUAAAAGAAAUGACAGUAUCCUGUCCUUGGUGUUUGGACUUCUUCCUGCAUUUUCCUAGACUCACAGGACAAAUUUGAUACCAGAGGAGCACUCCUUGACAGUUCAUUUGGCAUCCCCUGGAUUGCCUAAACAGAGGGUUUCACUUAAUCUUUGCUGUUUAGGUAGACCUUCUGUCUUUCUUCCCAUUUUAUUGGGAAUGCUUUAAGUACUCAAAGCCAGUAUGAGAUAUAUAUGCCCAAGUGCACCCAGAAGUGCACCCACUUAGGGGAGAAGAAGGCAAGCCACCCUCUAAUUGUCAGGUUGCUACCAGAAGGCUAAAGGAGUCAGGAAAAAACGUGAACUUCCCCACAGACCGAUCCAGCAUGCAAAGACAUUCUCAAUAAAACUAGCUGCCAAGAAGCUCCUGGUAUCCCUCCAAAUUAAUGUGUUGGUCAGAGAGUGUUCUCAAAAACAAAGAGGGUUCUGUGCAACCUCAUAAAGUCCCAGCUGGGCACAGCACUUAAGCUCCACUGACCUUAAGCACUUGCUUGAAGUGUAACACAUACUUAAGCACUGUGCUGGUUAGGGGAUAGCUUUGAGAAUAUGUUAAGAUCAGCCCACACCUAUGAUUAAGGUGCUUAACUGAAGAUGAGCUCAAAUUUUAUCCCUGUAUUUUGCAAGCAUGGAUGUAGGCACCACUUAGGGGCAGAGAGAGGAGAUAAAUUGAUUUCAAAGCUUUUUGUAUUUCCAGUGGCCACUGAAUCUGUACAGCAAAGGUAGCCAAGCAAGAGCAGGUCAGGACGAAGGCAAAAGAAAACAUUUCUGAAGGUUUCCUGCCCCUCCUGGCCAUGUUCAAUCCAUAGACAAAUGACUCUUUAUAGGGGUCCAAGAAAAUGUUGUGUAAAAUGCAGCUUUUAUGGUGAAUGUAGGUUGUGGUUGAGAUUUUUUUUAAGCUUUAGUCUCCCACUUUCUUUGUGAGCUAAUGUAUAUAUAAAAACCCAUUUUAUUGGGGAAAAACUGCUGUGCUAACACUGGAUUAGAAUUGCUGGGGAUAGCUGCUGUACUUUGUAACCUGAAGUGUACUUUUUUGACUGUUAUGUUUUUUUCUUCAGAUUAAAAAAAAAAAAAAGUACAAAAAAAAUCAAAAAUAAAUAAAACGAGAACACUGCCAGCAACAGCCAUGCUGUAACUGUGGCUUCUCUCUUUUUUUUUCUCUGUACAGUAUUAUUAGUAAAUAAAUCUGCCUUUUCACUGCGCCUA